ACGAGGAAAAAGUGUCGGAGUGGAUCAGGAUUCAAGUAAAUAACAGCAAUAAACAGUGACAGCAGAGCAAAACAGGGAAGUACAUUUACUCUUCGCCUCUUCCCUGCGUACUUCUAUCAACAUUUGAGCAGCGGGCUGGCGAGUUCAUGCUCUUAGAGCUGGCGGAGCUGCAAUGAACAGCGUGGAAUAGAGAGAGUGUGGGCUGCACUCUGUCCAUUGUGUUGAUAGAAGAAGAAGAUGGGUCAUCCUCCUCUGGAGUUCAGUGACUGCUAUCUGGACAGUCCCGAGUUCAGAGAGGCGCUCAAGUGUUAUGAACAGGAGCUGGAGAGGACGAGCAAGUGCCUGAAGGAGUUGAUAAAGGACGGCAACAGUGUGAUAACUGCCAUCAGAGGUUAUUCUCUGGCCGUGCAGAAGUUCUCCCAGACUCUCAGUGCGUUCCAGUUCGACUUCAUCGGGGACUGUCUGACCGAUGAUGAAAUAAACAUCGCUCAGUCGUUCCAGGAGUUCGCUGGACUGUUGCAGGAAGUGGAGCACGACAGGAUGAUGUUGGUUGAGAAUGCCUCAGAUCUGCUCAUCAAACCUCUGGAGAAGUUUAGAAAGGAACAAAUCAGUGUAACGAAAGAGAAAAAGAAGAGGUUUGACAAAGAGAGUGAAAAGUAUUACUCCCUGGUGGACAAACACUUGAGUCUGUCCUCCAAGAAGAAGGAGAGUCAACUUCAGGAGGCUGAUGAUCUCCUUGACAAGGAGAGAGUGAACUUCUAUGAGUCAUCGGUGGAGUACGUCUAUCAGAUCCACCAGGUCCAGGACAGGAAGAAGUUUGAUGUGGUGGAGCCUGUGCUGGCGUUCCUUCACAGCAUUCUAACCCUCAACAACCUGACCGUGGAGAUGACUCAGGACUUCAUGCCGUACAAACAAGAGCUGCAGCUCAGCCUGCAGAACACAAGGAACCACUACGAGAGCACUCGAGAGCAGAUGGAGGACCUGAUGAAGAGAAUGAAACAUCCCUCCCAGAUCAGCAAAAUACAGACCCUGAUGCCGAUGGAAGGAUACCUCUUCUGCCAGGAGAAGUGGGCGUUAGGUGUGUCAUGGGUGAAAUACUACUGCAGGUAUCACAAAGAGGGAAGACAGCUCUUCAUGGCUCCAUGUGAACAGAAACCCACGACCAAGCAGGGUACCACGCAACUGACUCUGAAGUCGUGCAUCCGCCGCAAGACUGAAUCCAUCGACAAGCGCUUCUGCUUUGACGUAGAGACACAUGAGAGAAACGCACCCGUCACUUUCCAGGCUCUUUCGGAGGGAGACAGAAAGUUGUGGAUGGAGGCCAUGGAUGGAAAAGAGCCUAUCUACCAUUCUCCGAUUCACAAGCAGGCUGAAAUGGAACUAAAUGAAGUCGGCUUCAAAUUUGUGAGGAAGUGUAUCAACUUCAUUGAAACCAAAGGAGUGACACAAGAAGGGGUGUACCGAACAGUUGGCAGCAACAUCCAAGUGCAGAAGCUCUUAAAUGCCUUCUUUGAUCCUACAAAUCCUGGAGAUGCGGAUCUUAACAGCAACGACUGGGACGUUAAAACCAUCACAAGCGCACUGAAGUUUUAUUUAAGGAGUCUGUCUGAGCCCCUCAUGACCUACAUCAUCCACCCAGAGCUAAUGCGCGCUGCAAAGUCGGAUAACUUGGACUUCCGGUCAUCAGAAAUCCACUCACUCACCCACAAACUUCCUGAGAAGAACUGUGAGAUGCUGGAGAUGAUCAUUAAACACUUGGUCACUGUUUGCAGCCACAGUGAAGAAAAUCGAAUGAUUCCGUCCAACAUGGCCGUGGUGUUUGGACCGACACUGAUGAGAGCUCGGGAGGAAACUGUGGCAGCCAUGUUGGACAUCAAGUUCCAAAAUAUUGUUGUGGAGAUUCUAAUCGAGGACUACAAAAAGAUCUUCAGUAACGUGCCAGAGGACAGCGCCGCCCCUCCGCUGCCUCCUCCGCGCAUCACCCCAAGGAAGCGGCAGCCCAUCACCAUCUCCAAGCGGCCACCUCGUGCUAUUCAACCGCUUAGUCACGACAACUUUCGGCACACUGAGAGUGAGCUAAUGGACAGCUCUCCCGUGGAGGGCGAAGCUCCCAUCAGUCCAGUUCCACUGCAGCGGCGAGGAGCGGUCACCUCCCCUCCGCCGGUCCCUAGGGAUCCUCCUCCCAGACAAGCUCUGCUGCCCAGGACGCCCAGCAGACUGGCCGACAGCAGCAAACAAAAAGCUGAGUCUUCAUUGGCCAAUGGGGAGUCUGGAGUCUACGUGAGCAGAGUGCCGUCGUUCCAGGCCAGACGGGUUCCUCCUAAAGUAGCCCCGCCAACCAGAGAAGGAGACAAGCCUAGGCACAUAGAGAAGCCAGCCAUUUGCCGGCCCCCAGUAAGGCCCCCUGAGCCCCCGUCCAGAUACCAAGCCGCACAAAAGAGUCCAAAUCCGUCCAGCAGCGACGGCUCAUCAACGUCCUAUGUUGCCUCCAAGACCAGGUUUUUCGAGAAUGCUUCAAGAGCGAGUCCGCAGGUCUCCCCUCCGGCACCGGCGGCGGCCAAUGUGAAGAAAGAGGUGGGAUGCUGUGAGCGCGAUGGUCUCUGAUGUGAAUGUCACACCAGCUUUCUUGUCACUUCCCAGAAUCCAGGUUAGCCGCGCCCGGACUAUAACUUGUGACUGCUCCACGUGCUCCUAGGUUCUCGCCUGGAUCCAUGGCCUCGGCGUCUUAGCCGGAUUCCAUCUGAUCUGUUUAGAUAAAUUAAGCAACUUAUCUCUGGUUUGGCUGAAAGGAUUCUUUCAGUGGCACUUGGUUUUGAGUGGAUCUGAUAUUUAGGGAGACAAAGCAGCAAAUUGACUCAUGAAUGUGCCCAGUGUGUGAACGUCCCAAAGCUGUGUGAAAGUGGCUCUUGUUUCCCUCCAUUUUGUCCAGUUUAUCACUGCAUGAUUUGUAGUUAGCUGACGUGUUGACAUCAACUCAAUAAAACAGUUUAGCUGAUGACAUCCAAAACUGCCAUUGGAAAAUGUGUCAGUUGAAUUACCGUUGCUAGCAACAUUAGCAUACAUUAGCCAUUAGCCAACAUGGAGUGUGUUGUUCCAAACAUAAUACAAUGUUAAAAUCUCAACAAACGCUCAGUUAAAUAAUUGAAGUGUGUACUGAAAUAUACAGUAGCUGGUUAUCUCCAUUUUAUCAUCAUUUUAUUAAAUUGUCACUGUUACAUCCAGAUUUCUUAAUACCUGUCAUCUAAAGCCUAAUGCAAAUAUUGAUUUAUGAAAUUAUUGAUUUAUGAUACUGUCACUGUGUCUUUAAUACCAAAUGUUUAUAUAUAUAUAUAUCGGUCAAAAGAACACCCCCAACUUUUCCACUCGCAUGUCAAAGCAUAGUACAAAUAAGCAAUUGGAAUCAAAAAAGACAUGAUGGAAUCAAUUUAUAGACCAAAAUGUUUUAGAAACUGUUGACUCAUCUCAUUCUUUUUUUUGUUUAUGAAAAUACAAGAACAGUGGACACAUUUUUCUAUCUUUUCAAAUUGUCUGAAGUCAUUGCUGAGAUUGCAGCCUUCCAUGAUGGUAAUUUUGCCAUGUUUUACAGGUUGGAUCAGCUGCACGGUCCAAGACAAAUAAUAACUCAGAGUCAACAGUUAUUUUCUUAAAAAUGUUCUUCCUCUGAAGGCAAAAUGUCAGUAUUAACUCCAAUCACUCUUCGGUUGACAUGACAAAUUGAUGUUCUAAUUAUUUGCGUUAACACUUUAGCACUAUUCAUUUGUGUCGGGCAGCAAUACGACACAACUAUGAUAAGAAGUGUCAUGAUAACGUCAAUAUGUCACCGCGUCUAUGUUGAUAAGUUGUUAGAAUACUAGAAUGAAUAGACUUAUGAGUAGCAGCUAAUCUGAUUUGUGGAACACACCUGCUGGUGUCUGUGUGUGAAACCAGCAGUGGCAUUAUGUUAACUGCUGUUCUUGGGGGUGAUGUUUCCAGUGUCAAGUUCAAUUGAUCUUUUUGUAAGUUGGUUUUCAGAUACAAAAUCAGCCUUGUGACUAAGCAGGAAACUGGAUUUGAACUAUUUUAAACAGUCCUUAUGGUAAGUACUUAGCAACACUCCACUGAGGAUAUGUUAUGGAAACAGGAUUUUCUGCUUGUCUGUUGCUUAUGUGUGUCGACUUUAGGUCGAGAGUCGUUUGUAUGUUUGUGUUUACAGGAUGUUUCAGUUAGUUCUGUGUGUAACACUCCAUUGUAUGAAUUGAUCUUAAAUGUUGUGAAUUUAAAAAAAAAAAAGACUACCUGUUUUUUUGUGCGGAAAUAAAUAGUUCUCAACAUGACAUUUCAAACGUGUUGUUCCUGUUUGGUUUCGUUUCUCUAAACACCUCGUAGUCAUUGGCAGCUUUGACUUUACAUUAACCUACUGCUAGAGUUUGACUUGCCAGGUAGAGAUUGAAAAAACCUGAAUUUUCACAUUCGUCUCUGAGGGACAUUCCGGGCUCUCCAUGUCACCUGCUGGAGCUUUGAAUACGAGCAAUUGACUGAAAAUUACAUUUAAGUUUCAUAAGUGUAUUAAUUUUUCCAUAUUGUUCAAUCUUUUUUGAUUAAAGUGCUUGAUUCCCACACAUCUGUAAUGAAAACUACAGUUACUUAAACAGUUUCACGAAGCAAAUAAAAUUUUAAGUGCUAAAAAAAAAAAACUGUCAAACACGAGUGUUAGGGUGAGAAAUGGGACACAGCCUAAAUGUACUCCAUGUUAGAUGUUCGAUAAGAGCUCACUCCUGCGAGCGGAAUGGAAUUCAUGUUAUAUUUUCUGCUGGCACUUUUUCCAGUCUUCACUGUCAGCAGUCAGAUUCAGAGCAUGGAAACCUCUGGGGGUUUAAUAAAGAACCGAGGUGACAUUGAACAGAAACCGGUCCAAUGAAUGCUAU
Molecule: messenger RNA, 4904 nt
Organism: Synchiropus splendidus (mandarinfish)
Lineage: Eukaryota; Metazoa; Chordata; Actinopteri; Syngnathiformes; Callionymidae
Product: oligophrenin-1-like
Exons: 23
Coding region: 238-2604 (788 amino acids)
Biological process (GO): signal transduction
Cellular component (GO): cytoplasm
Molecular function (GO): GTPase activator activity; protein binding
Source: RefSeq, a predicted model, not a curated record